Messenger RNA from Arctia plantaginis, 1305 nucleotides. The record is from the annotation of a GenBank genome assembly. Lineage: Eukaryota; Metazoa; Arthropoda; Insecta; Lepidoptera; Erebidae.
AUGGUAUCGGGAUAUAGUGCGGCUCAUCCCAUAUUUUCGGCGAUAUUUGGUAUAACAGCUAUAAAGGUGGCCACGGUAAAACGCUGUCAUGUGGUAACAUUCUUUUUCAUGUUUGGAUAUCUAUUUGUGUUUCGGCUAUCAAACACUUUAAAGUUACCACCUUCCUCUGGACACACAAAUUUGAUUGAGAUGAUAAUUGUCUUAAGAGUGGUCGGUGUAGCAUUUGAAAUCAAUGGAUCCUGGUUGUCUGCAGCCAGAGCUAAGAAAGAGGAAAAUAAAAAUGAACAAAGAGAUCCCAACGAAAAAGAUGCUGAUUUCAUGGAAAUAAUUGACCCGGAUUUUAUUGAUCUCCUGCAUUAUUCUUUCAACUAUUGCGGACUAUUAACAGGACCAUAUUACAGAUACAGAACUUUUGAUGACUACUUUCACUUACCAUUCAGCAAGCAUGUUAACUGUUUUGCAUUUACUAUUAACACAUUGAAGAUAGUUCCCCUAUAUAUUUCACUUUACUUGGCUUUUUCUAACAUCUGGCCCCUGGAGUACGUGUUAACUGAAGAACACAACAACCGGCAUUUUGUGUACCGAAUGUUGUAUCCAUGGGCAUUGUUUGCGGCGUUUAGACAGCGCAUCUAUUCUGGCUUGACACUGGCUGAAAGUGUAUGCACUUCAGCAGGGCUAGGAGCUUACCCAGUGCAAGGAAAAAAUAGAACUGGACAUGGUCCUACUGUUGGAUAUAUGAAGUUGAAACAGAUGUCUGAGCAAGACGCUAAAAAAGCUCAAUAUGACUUCAUCACUGUAGAAUCAAUGGACGUAUGGGGAUGUGAAACUGUGGUCACCUUGCGAGAUUCCAUGAAAGUGUGGAAUAAAGCUGUCCAGUACUGGGUUGCCAUGGUUGUCUAUAAACGAUUCCCUAUUAAGCCUCUAAAAAUGCAUGCAGCAUUAUUCGUAUCAGUGAUCUGGCACGGGUACCACGCUGGCUAUUUUUUCUGCAUAUACGCAUGCCCCUUUUAUGUGAUGGCCGAAGAUAUAUACUACAAGCUUUACUAUAAAGAUGCAACUGGCAUGAAAAAGAAAAUCAUUGGCUUCAUAAUGUGGUUCCUGCGCUCCCAUUCGGAAUCAUACCAAGCGGCCGCUUUCCUCCUACUUACGUUUGACCGUAUUUGGGUGUACUAUUCAUCUGUUUACCACUACUGGUAUGGGUGCUGGCUGGCAUUUUUCAUUAUAGGCCUUGCAUUAGAGCAAAUACACAUGAAUCGGCCACAAACCUCUAGGAAUGAGAACAGACCGCUAGUUUCAAGCAAUUAG